AUGGAGAAGAUUUACCUACGCAACUACGAACCUGUCCCGAAGGCAGACCAUGUGGAGGAUUCUGGCGAUAGCGACACUACAUUGACAGUGCGGCCACGACGCCGGUCCGUGCAGCAAUACCUGAAGCGCAACCUGGCCACGAUCACCAUCACUGGGCUCCUCCUGAUCUUGCUGUUGCUAGUAAUUGCAUUGAUUGCCGCAAUCACUCUCCAACCUGUUCGGCAAGCCCUAAGCUGGGAACACUCGUCAGUCUACUCCGGCUCCCACCAUAGUGGCCAGCGACAGUGUCUUCCCACAACGCCUCGGACCAGGCUCUCUUGUGGCAAUUCCACCGACGAGGCUGAAGCGCUCGGUUGCACGUAUGACCCACUUUCGGCCUGCUGGCUGCACCAGGAGUGUCCGCACGACUAUGUGAAGGAGUUUACGGAGUUCAAUAAUGGCGAGCCGUUUAUAUAUUACUACGAUAAGGAAAUGACCCGUCAGAUGAAGGACUAUGAUGAAGUCGGUCGCAACGUCAAUGGAUUUUAUUGGACUUCGAACCGGGAGCACCUGGUUCAUUGUCUGUAUCUCCUAAGGCGGGCCCAUGAUGUUCACAUGCGUGGGGAUCGCCUGGACACGAUGCUAGCCGACCUAGAGCAUACCGAUCAUUGUACCAACAUGUUGGCAAAUUGGCUGCGGAGACCAGAUCCUGCGCUGGAUGAGCUGGGUACCCAGGGCCAAACGCACUGCUUCAUGUCGUGUAGUUAG
Messenger RNA from Aspergillus oryzae RIB40, 747 nucleotides. RefSeq lists its product as uncharacterized. The coding region runs from base 1 to 747 and encodes 248 amino acids. The transcript has a single exon. NCBI's taxonomy places the organism in Eukaryota, Fungi, Ascomycota, Eurotiomycetes, Eurotiales, Aspergillaceae. The record is from RefSeq and is a predicted model, not a curated record.